Molecule: messenger RNA, 8020 nt
Organism: Gavialis gangeticus (Gharial)
Lineage: Eukaryota; Metazoa; Chordata; Crocodylia; Gavialidae
Gene: SLX4
Product: SLX4 structure-specific endonuclease subunit
Exons: 15
Coding region: 491-6142 (1883 amino acids)
Biological process (GO): resolution of meiotic recombination intermediates; meiotic DNA double-strand break processing; DNA replication
Cellular component (GO): Slx1-Slx4 complex; nucleus
Molecular function (GO): DNA binding; enzyme binding
Source: RefSeq, a predicted model, not a curated record
GUGGAGAUGCGCAUGCGCGUGGGUUCGAAAUUGGCCCUACCCUGUUGUUUGACCUGCGGGGCGCGCGGGAGAGAGGAGCGGAUGGACACGUCCCACCGAGGAGAUGCUGUGAAUUCUCUCCUGUGAAGAUUACUUAUAUACCAUGAAGGAACUAGGACCUGUCUGGAGAGUGCUUGCAUCUUCUACAACAGAGUUCACCAGAGCAAAGGUGGCACCUAAAUAUGAAUGGUAACAACUGGACUGCUUGAAGAUCAUACUCAACUACUCAGCUAAGCUGUAAAUGCAGAGGAAAAUUAAUUAUUGGAGCAGCCAGGAAAGUGCUUAUCCUUGAGCUUGUUGGAGCCUGGAGCAUGCAGCUGUUAUGGAUGGUGGAAAGGACUCCUUGAGGGCUCUCACUCAGCAAAGGGGGCAAACUCAAGUUGUGUCUGCUGCUUCACCACUCUUCCCACACUCUCAGUCACACUAAAUCCAAGCUGAGCUCUGUGAGCUGAUGGAUGAACUAGAUGAUGAUUUUAAGGAACUUCGUGCCAACCUGUUGAGUAGGGUGAACAAAAAGAGAGGAGAUGCUGAGGGAGAGAGGAAGGUUCCGAACAGGACAAGGGACACGGCAGCAAGGAGUAAGUUAAAAAAGUCCAAGCCAGCGGCGAAGAGCCAAAGCCAACCAGGAAUGAUGAUGACCUGGCCAGAAUGCUUGGACCCCCACAGGCAGGCACUAACACCCAAAAAGGAAGGUGGACCUCUGAUCUGUGGAAGUGAAGGGACUGCUUUAGAAGAUGGAUGUGGAGGCCAUCUCCCCACCAUUCCAUUGAACACUACAGCAGCUAACUGUAACCAGAACAGCCUGGCAGACUGUGUCCUGAAUAGCAGCUCCCAAACAACGUCAUCCUUUCCUGCUGCAGGAGAACCAGAAGCCUCAGUCUCAUCCCCUUCAAAGACAUUGCUGGUUUCAGGAUCCAGGGUCCGGGUAACAGAGUUGGUGUUGGAAAGGAUGCAGCAGUUUAAGCGAGUAGCCCCAGAACAACUGAAACACACUUCUGACAAGAGCUUGCUAGAGCCUGUAGCUGAUGAGAAGGUUCCUGAUGCAAACCAGGGGAAGAAUGAGCUGGGGAAUGGAGUCAACCCAGAUCUGCCAACAAUGGAACAAGACGUUGCUCUGGCAUUGACUCUCCAGCAGGAGUUCAAACAGGAAGUUCCUAGAAGUCUGGAAGAGUCAGGAUUAUUUUUUUGUCAAAUCUGUCAGAAGGACCUCUCAGCCAUGAACUCAACACGACGGGAGCAACAUGUUAACAGGUGUCUAGAUGAAACGGAGAAAUCACAGGUGUCCUCCUCCAAUAUCGCACGUGUCCCUGAGUGUCCCAUCUGUGGGAAGCAAUUCCAGAUACCCAAAAGUCGAGCCAGUCACUUGAAACACUGUGCUGUCAAGAUGCAGGUCCCUCCCCAGCUGCUUCUCCAGGCAGUGAAGUUGCAAGCUUCAUCCCUCAGUGAGAUCCUUCCUCCAGCACCCAGCACUCAAGUCAGCAGGUCAAAGCGAAAAGGUGGCUCCAAAGAGCAGGCAAAAAAAAAGCCAAAGAUGUCCAAGGCAGAAACUGCGGAUGAGGACGUGCUGGUUGCCAUGGCAAUGUCCCGAUCUCUGCAGGAGCAUGAAAAGCAGAAACAAGAGGAAUCUGUAACAGGUGGUAAACCGGAGAGCGCUCUGCCAAUCAAGUGGAAGCCAGGAUCAAAGAAAAAAAGUCGUAAGAAGCUGUCCCUUGCACCUCCACCGUUGUUACUUCAAGAUCCAGAAACAUCCUGUAAACAGAUUCAAGACCGGGUGGCCAUGCUGCUCACUGAGGACGUGGAAUUCUCCUGUACCCCUCCACUCCCCUUCAGCAGGAUUCUGGAGGAUGAGCCAGAGAAAACAGAGUGGCUUCUGCCAUUGCCCAAAGAUAAGCGCUGCAUUUUGUGGGAGUUUAGUGCUUUGACUGGACCCUGUGACCCUGAAACUUUCUACGCAGCAGGAUUAACCCCUCCAAUUUUACCUUGUAAACCUGUGCAGAGUCAGAAGUCAGAGACUGUUUUUUCAUUGAUGGGAUCUGACCAACCACAGCUAAUCCAACAACAGCCUGUCAUCAGCCAUCCUACUCCUGCAGAACUUGGGAACAAGCUUUCUGAUGAACCUCAAACUGGCCCCUGUGAGGACAGCCCCAGCCGCAAGGAUGUUCAGAUUCUGCAGGACUUGAUUGAGCUGGCUGGGGAAGGACUCACUCUCACCCAGUGGAACCAUGAUGUUCACCUCUCCCAUACAGAGGAGCAAUCAAGGAAAGAAUCAGCGCCCACAGAUAUUCCACUCAGUGGCUUUGUCCCUCCAUACACAGGAAAGAGGUGCCAGAGAAGCAGCCAUGACAGACCCUUGCUCCAGUCACUGGCUUUUGAUUUCAGUGGAAUGGUCAAUAACCCCCAUCUAAGUGACAUCCAGUUCCAGGUCGACUCUGGGGAAGUUCUUUAUGCCCACAUGUUUGUGCUAUAUGCACGGUGCCCACAGGCAGUGGAAAUGGCUCACAAUGAAGGUCUUUUAGUGGAAGAAGAUGGAAAUUUGCAGAUCCGUCGAGUGCUACUGAGUGAAGUCACAGCAGAGGCAACGUAUGCAUUUCUACAGUACCUCUAUUCUGCUGAUUCUAAUAUCCGUCCCCAUGUGCUCUCUGAUGUGAGGAUUCUUGCAGCCAGGUUUGGUGUGAGUGAACUGAUUGCUGUAUGCAGAAGCAGCCCUGGAGAGAACCAAGAACCAUCCGAGGUGGAUUCAGGAGAGGAGCUUUUCUCUGUGGGGGAUGAUGAGGAUUGUGAGAAUAGAGCUGAGAACUUCAAGGAGCUCUUGAAGUCAAUGUGGAUAGAUGAAGAUGAGGAAGAAAUAGCUUUGCUGAAACCAGAAGGAGAAGAGGAGGAAGACCAUGAGAAAGUGGAUGAACAGGAACUUGAGGAAAUCUAUGAGUUUGCUGCUACACAGCGAAAAAUGGCUCAAGACAAGCCACAGGAGAAAAAUGCUCUUCUCUGUGCAUUCUACAGUGAAUCAGAGAAGGCCCAAGACAUGAAUCAACAGGUGGAUGACAAAAAGAGGAAGGUAUUUGAAUCUCUCUCAGCAUGUAGCAAGAUUAAAGAAUGGAAAGGAAAUAUUAAUCUGGGAAGAUCUAGAUGUGAUUUACGUACACAAGAAAAGAAAAUCCAAGGCCCAGAUAGGUGUGAGGGCAUAAAUGUUACACAGAUCACUACAGUGCACUGCCAGGAUGAGUCUUAUAAGUGCAGUGAUAAUGCCAUGUCCUGCGGUGCAUUCUCUGGUGAAAGACAGACCACUAGAACACCCAGAGUUUCCAGAUCAUAUCAGGCUUCGCAAGAUGAAAAGGAGGAAGAUCCCUGGGAAAAGCUGUUCCCUGGUCAUCAACACAGUGUUGUAGCUCUUGAUGUAAGUUAUGAGCACAUAUUUUCUGCAACCCAGGGUGACUAUUGUGAUCCUGCCUCAUUGAAUGAAAAUAUCAAAGACCCUGGAGAGACCAACAGUGAGAAGUGUGUUGAAAUUAAUAACUCGCCAGUUUGCCAUCAGUCACAGAAAAGCCUUGAGUCAGGCAAGAGCAAUUUCUGUCACAGUCCUCUUAUUAAGCUAUGCACACCUCUUUUUCCUGCUAUUGGUUCAUCCCCUUUGUCUGCAAAAUUAAAUCAGACAUUAUCCAGAGUAUAUACAGGCAUUCAUCCUAUAUCAACACCAAUAAGAGAUCUCUCACUUGAUGAUGUGCCCUUCUACAAAGCCAGUGAGCAGGGUUUUGUUUCAAGACAUGAGAACAUAAAGAGAAGAGUUUUUCCAGACAGAUCUCCGUGCAUUCACCUAAACAAGAAAAAAUCUCUCUCACCAUCCUCAUCACAGAUUCUCAAAACUCAGGAUGCCACAUCUCACAUGAACAAAGAACCUGAUAUUAUUGUUUUGUCAGAUUCCGAUGAAGAAAUUGAAUUAAAACAAGCAAAAGAGGAAUCAGAUUCUGGAUCUUCCUUGAGGGAAACAGAAAUUUCUAGGAAAUUGGAUUAUAUCUGUAAAAAAGUAGAGCAAGAUCCCAAGGUGCCAAAAUCUGAACCUGUAUCAGUUGUUGACAAGGACGUACAUCAGAGGCUGUCUCAAGUCUCACUUGGAAUUCAGAAUGAAGUGCAUAGUAAUGCUGCUGCAGAGGUGUUGCCAGAGAUGCAUGUUAACAGCUGGGCAGGUACCUCUGUUGACAGCAAACUGAAUCUGAAUCUGAGCUGUGGGAAAGAGUACAGUUGUGAGGAGAAUUCUAGCAUGGAUGCAUCAUGGCUGGUGCCAGGCACGCCUUUUUUAAGCAAAAGCAGAAACUACUCAACACAGACCCAAGUUUCAAGCAUGAGAAAUUUGAAUUGUCAGGAAUCCACGCACAAGACUGAAGUUUUAGUGGUAGAUAAUAAUAGCCAUAAGCCUUCAAGGACCAUCAUAAACAGUCCUGAACCAACUUCAGGUGGGUUGCCAGUGAUUUUGUCACAAAAACCUUUCCAUCAGGACAACACAGUCAGCAAAAGGAACUCUUCUGGCAGCCAGUUGGGUCAGUGUUCAAAAGACUUUCUGCCCAUUUCUCCUGUGCCUACAAGUCCACUCUCCCCCAAUUGUGCUAGUGUAAAAGAAAAGUCUUCAGAAAGCUCUUCUUCAGCCAGACAAGUGCCUCCAUGCUAUAAGCAGUCUUUGGCAAAUAAAACAGACUUUAGUGUGGUUGAGGUAGAGGACAGUGAGGAAGAAAAAGAUGCAACUCCAUUAUCACCAAGUAGCAAUGUCUUGCUGGGUGAUGAUCCCCCAGUCCCAGUUGAUGAUGCCUUCUGGGACGUUGAAUAUCUGUCACCAAUCAGAGAGACCAGCAAAGAGCCUGAGAAGUCUGAUUGUUCAAAUAACAGUAAAAGUGACCCUAAAGAGGAACAGUGGAAAACCCCAGCAAGACCCCUGGAAGUCAGAGGUAGUACCCCUCUUAGAGGGAGUCCUUUUGACACGCACAAACUUUUGUCCUGUGACAAAAAGAGUCCUGUUGAGAUACUGCCUUCAAUGGGUAAUAGGUUAAGCUUUUUGGAUUCCAAAGUCUGGGACAGUUGGAAUGGAGAUGAAGAUGAUCUCCCAGAGGUAAUUCCUCUCACACAGAGGCUGUCAGCUGCAGCUGUUGCCCAGAACACAGAGCUACUAAAGACUCCUCACCCUAUCUGCCCAAAGAAGAACCUGCCUCCCAAGGUUCCCAUAACACCAAUGCCAGAAUACUCCAUUAUGGAGACGCCAGAGCUUAAGAAAGAAUUGAACAGAUUUGGAGUCCGUCCUCUCCCAAAACAUCAGAUGGUGUUAAAGCUGAAGGAGAUAUUCCAGUACACUCACCAAGUCAUGGAGUCGGAUUCAGAGGAUGAAUUCUCAUCCUCCCAGCCCCCCUUGUGGAAAGCAACUGCGAAGCACUGCAGCCCAUCCAAGGCAGAUGGGACUGCAGUGAGAACAAAGAGUUCCAAAGCCUCAAGUGGAGCAAGCAAGCAGAAGAUGAGUAUUUUGGUUCCUUCCUUACCUGUUCUGGGGAGUACUGAUGACAACGUAAUGGGCCCCUCUACAACAAGUUGUGCAGCAGCUAAGAUGUCUGCUGAAACCAAAAGCCAUGCAGGAGAUGCCAGCAGGCAAAACAAAGUAACUCUGUCUCUUGCUGCAUCUCCAGUUAAAGGUUCUCUGGCAAUCAGCACUGAUGAGCAAAUGCUCUCAGCAUCACAGGAAUCUGCAAUGUCUUCGGGGGAUGGAACGGACCACUCCUUUGGUUCACAGAGUUCGUCUGCCAAUGAAUUUGAGACCUGUGCCCUUGCAUUGGAAGAAGAUUAUAAUGAGGGGGUCCCAGCAUCUCAGACUGCCACUCAGGAUGCAGAUAAACAGGAGGCAGUGAGACGCUACAUCCAUUCAAACCCAGCUCUCUAUCGGAGGAUACUCUUUUAUGAGCCCUUGGAGCUGGCUGAACUGCAAGCUGAGUUGAAGCAGAAUGGCAUCAAGAUUGGGCUGGGAAAGCUCCUGGAUUUUUUAGAUGCUCACUGCAUAACUUUUACCACAGCUGGGACACGGAAAGAGAAGCAGCAACAUAGGGGUAAGAAAAAGAGAGGCAAACGAUAUUAAAUGAAGCCUCUUCUCUGUCCAGCUAUUUCUGCACACAUGCAUUUCCCCUCUGCAGGGUCUAAGACUCUUCUCAUUGUCCCUAAUGUCCAGAACUCUUUCAAGACUUGGUUCUAGAGGUUGAAUUUUUGGAAUAAACCAAAAACCUCACUCUGCCCCCUUAGAAUUUUCAGAGCACAUGAAUUUGAGCUGUUUGUACAAACCAGUUAGUGCAUUGCUUCCCCUUGUGAUGAGUUGCUCAAAUAGCGGAGAUUGGAGGUUGGACUGGAAUUCUUGAGAAGCAGCCAUUCCCGUUGACUUGCAGAGCUGCUCAUUCCACCCCUUGCCUGCUGUGUCAUCCAUUUCACUCCUUAGCACAGAGUUAGCAUAGGUGUUCUGCCUGUUUUUCCUCUUCUUUCUUUAGCCUCUUCUUUCUUUCCUGUUCCAUUCCACUUCUUUUUUUCCAUCCUCACUAGCCUUUUCCUUUCAGUUCUGUCACUCUUCUCUUGUCCUCCCUCUUCUCUAAAAGGUUGUAUUUUAGCCAUGCUUCUAAUCUGUGCAUCUAUGGCCUGAAUACUACUUCCCAAAGGUCUCACUGAGUGCACUAGUAUUGAAAUGAGAUCCUGUCUACAUGACAGGAAGUCUUUAGGUCUUCAGGAAAAGCAGGCCAAAUUCCUUUAAGCUCCAUUGUCCCAUGGUAGAUAUCCUACCAUACUAGAAGGAAAGUUUCUGUUGCUCUGACACGUAAAGCAUUGAGAACAGGCAGAUAUGUUUUAGAAAAAAACCAUGAUGUUUUCAGUUGUUGCUUAGUUUCUUUCAGUAUGAGAUUUUGCUCUACUGAUUGAGGAGUGGAAGUUAAAGAGCAGUGUAGUGGCAGUAUUAUUUAUUGGGUUAAUCAGGGGACCUAAGUGCUACGCUGGUUCAUUAUGGGGUCUUUGGUAAAUCAGGCACAGAUUUCCAAGUGGGUGCAGAUUUUGGAUUCCCAGAUUGUUGGCUGUCUCUCUUUAGGUAUCUAGGGUUUUAUUCUCAGCAAGUACUAAGCUCUUGCAAAUCAUACUGGCUUCUACUAGUAUUUUGGUGCUUUGCACCUCUGAAAUCAAUCCCUGGGAACGCAGGGCUCCUUUGAAAGUUUGUCGUAACUUCCCUGCUUCCCCUGUGAAAAAGAGAAAUAAGAGUUGCUCUCUCUUCUAAAGGAUUUUAGCUGCUUAGAUGAAAGCUGUUGUAGACAGAAAUGUGGCAUGUUAAAGAGCUGUGUUGUGGAAAGUACAAACAGAGACUGUGCUCCUAUAUGGUCUAAAGGACUUCUUACUCUUGGCAGUGGUUACCAGGAAUCUAACUGCCUUCUUGUAUUCAAUACAUUGGUAAGGACCUCAGAGAUUUCAGGUCUCAAGAUUCAGUGGUAUGUUUUAACAUGCGUGUUGGGAUCUCCAGGCCACACCCUGUGAUAGAGAGAGAGAGCUGCAAAUGUUACAUGGAUUUCUCUCAAGUUGCCAGCAUGGCCCAAGCCAAUCUUAUGUCCGUGACAGCAAGAUCUUACUUGUUUUAAGGAGACAGAUGUAAUGAGCACUAGAAACCUUCUGUACCUCAUUACUCCUUUUAAAUGAGUUUCCACGUUGGCCCACAGCCAGGUCUGUGAUUCUUGGGGAAGUCGUAGACCCUUGAAGUUCAUCUUUUUUAUUUAAUCUUUUGAGAUCUGCUGACUUUCCAGGUUUUGAAAUGAUGCAAAUACAAGGGCCUCAUUUAGUAACACAGGUACAAUGGUAAAAAGAAGCCAGACUCUUUAAAAAAAAACCAUGAUGUGUACUUUUGUAAUAUAUAAAUGUCAUUUAUUUUUGAUACCAUAUCAUCUGGGUUUCAUCAGAUGUGUCUGUCUUAUGUGCAAUAAAAAUUAUUUGUAAGAAA